AUGGCAGAGAAUUGGAUCAAUGAAAGCCCUUGGUCAGAUGCAGCUCUUCCUCAAAAGGCAUUGCAAUCCUUUUCACAUGCAUCCAUCGACCCAUCUGUUCUUGAAACUGCACCAAACCACACUUUAGACACUACUCCACGGAUCUUUUCACCCGAUACAUUACUUUUAGGUGGUAACGCGACGGACAAUAGCUCGCAUAACGAACAUGAAGUAUUAAUCAGUCAAGCCAUAUCUCUACAAGAACUAGUAUUUGGAGCAAUUCAAAAGGUUGAAAAUGGGCGGAUGGAGCAUAAAAAGAUCAAGGCGGAAAAUCAGAUGUUGGUCGAGUAUAUCAAUAAUAUGAUGUCAGCCACUAGUUCUACUCCACCAGCAAAAAAAGCAUAA
Molecule: messenger RNA, 384 nt
Organism: Batrachochytrium dendrobatidis JAM81
Lineage: Eukaryota; Fungi; Chytridiomycota; Chytridiomycetes; Rhizophydiales
Exons: 3
Coding region: 1-384 (127 amino acids)
Cellular component (GO): trans-Golgi network
Source: RefSeq, a predicted model, not a curated record